UUGGAAUCUGUACCUGUCAACAUGUCACUGCAUUUAUGCUCAGGAAUCGAUAUGAGCAAAGACUGGAGUAUCAAAACCUAGCAUAGAUUUAGUGAGGUUGAUUCCCACCCAGGAGGGUGCAACUAACAGAGACGUCUUGCUUUGCAAAUUCAGACUUUCACAGAAUGGCUGUCUUUGACUUGCUCCCGUUGAGCCUUGUCACGACGCUGCUCGUUUAUUCCCUAAUUGUGAUCUUCCUGCUGUACGUCCUCGUUGGACUGGGAGGCAAAUCGCAACUGAACUACCCUCCGGGACCCACACCCCUGCCAGUUAUCGGCAACCUUCACCAGUUGGACCUGAAAAGACUCUACAAAUCUCUGGUUGAGCUGUCUGAGAAGUAUGGCUCGGUGUAUUCAGUGAGACUUGGUCCGGAGAAAGUCGUGGUGCUGGCAGGCUACAAAACAGUGAGGAACGCACUGAUUAACUACGCCGAUGAAUUCCUAGGCAGACCUGACGUACCAAUCAUGAACAUUCUUAAAGAAGGAUCAGGCGUGGUUUGGUCCAACGGAGAGCCGUGGAAACAGAUGCGAAGGUUCAUGCUCUCAACUCUGCGGGAUUUCGGAAUGGGCAAGAGGUCCAUUGAAGAUAAAAUCAUCGAGGAGGCUGGCUUCCUGGUGGAAAGGAUUAGAUCAUUCAAAGGUCAGCCAUUCGACACGGACGUUUUAACAAACUUUGCCAUCGCCAAUAUCAUCUGCUCCAUCGUUUUUGGAAACCGCUUUGAUUACGAUGACACGUCCUUCCUUACCAUAGGAAACUUGGUUCACGAAAGCUUUCGACUGCUUGGUAGCCCGAUGGUCCAGGUGUAUAAUGCUUAUCCUUUUCUGAGGUUUCUGCCCGGGAGCCACAAAGAGAUUUGCACACAUUUCACCAAAUUGAAGAUGUGCCUGAAGGACAUCAUUGAAGCCAAACACCAGGAGAUGAACGAAAAUGACAUCAGGAGCUUCAUUGAUACCUACAUCAAGAAGCAGAAAGAGGAGUCGGGAAACCCGGGCACGUACUUCCACGAGAAGAAUCUCCUGAUCACGACCAGCGAUCUCUUCAUCGCCGGGAUGGGCACGGCUGCCACCACAAUUCGCUGGGCCAUGUACAUCAUGAUAAAAUACCCCGACAUCCAAAAGAGAGUUCAGGAGGAGAUCGACAGGGUGAUCGGAUCGGAGCGGUCGGUCAGGAUGGAGGACCGCCGCCACAUGCCGUACACAGACGCCGUCAUUCAUGAGGUGCAGCGGUUCGCCAACAUUGCGCCACUGGGCAUCCCGAGGACCACGACCGUUGACAUCAACUUUCAGGGCUACUUCAUCCCCAAGGGAACCUACAUCAUUCCUUUACUAGCCUCAGUACUCUAUGAUGAAACGCAGUGGGAAAAGCCUGAAGUGUUCAACCCAGGUCACUUCCUGGAUGCAUCCGGCAAGUUUAUGAAGAGAGACGCCUUCAUUCCAUUCUCUACAGGGCGCAGGAGCUGUCCUGGAGAGACGCUGGCCAAAGUGGAGCUCUUCCUGUUCUUUGUGACCCUGCUGCAGAAGUUUGACUUGGUCGCCCUGCACGGAGCCGAACUUGACCUCACCCCUGUCGUCGGUGGGAUACUGAACCCACAGCCACACCAGCUGCGUGCUGUAGCUCGCCAGCAACACUGCUGACCAGGCCUGGCAUUCGCAGAGCCGGCCGGUAUCAGGACCAGUGGGAUUUUGUUGCACCGCAUCAAGAUGGGAUUCUAUGUUAAUUGUUCAUGGAGUGUGAGUGUCUGUAGAACCAUUGUUGUGCUUUCUAUUACAUUUACCCAGCUGGUUUAAUGACCAGAGAGGGGAUUAAAAUAGAGAGCUGAUGAAAAGAGGUACCAUUUUAGU
Mobula hypostoma (lesser devil ray) is the source of this 1880-nucleotide messenger RNA. Its product is annotated as cytochrome P450 2K1-like. Gene Ontology annotation, molecular function: heme binding; iron ion binding; oxidoreductase activity, acting on paired donors, with incorporation or reduction of molecular oxygen, reduced flavin or flavoprotein as one donor, and incorporation of one atom of oxygen. Gene Ontology annotation, cellular component: cytoplasm; intracellular membrane-bounded organelle. Lineage: Eukaryota; Metazoa; Chordata; Chondrichthyes; Myliobatiformes; Myliobatidae. The coding region runs from base 165 to 1673 and encodes 502 amino acids. The transcript is spliced from 9 exons. Gene Ontology annotation, biological process: xenobiotic metabolic process. The record is from RefSeq and is a predicted model, not a curated record.